Messenger RNA from Schistocerca piceifrons (Central American locust), 333 nucleotides. RefSeq lists its product as uncharacterized. Lineage: Eukaryota; Metazoa; Arthropoda; Insecta; Orthoptera; Acrididae. Bases 1 to 333 code for a protein of 110 amino acids. The record is from RefSeq and is a predicted model, not a curated record. The transcript has 2 exons.
AUGCCCUCGCCAAAUGAAAAUACUUUUAAGCACGUUGAACAAGAUUUCUGGCGGAAAUGGAAUACACCAAACUGUAUGGAUAGUAUGGAUGGCAAACAUGUGCUCAUAAAAGAACCAAAAAACAGCAGAUCGUACGUCAAUUACAAAUUCAUUGUUGUAGAUAUGGACUCUAAUGGCAAAGAACGUGACAGCCGUAUUUUUCAAAAAUUCGAGAUGGGGAAAAAGAUUGCCAAGAACAACUUUAAUUUCCCUGUAUCUAAAUGCCUUCCAAACAGUGAUAUUUUUAUGGAGCACUUCAUACCAGGUGAUGAAGCAUUUGCACUGAGUAAUUAA